CACGGAUCUCAAGACAACCUUGCCCGGGCAAUUGGCCUGCCAAUCCCCCCCUCUGCCCUCGCUAUCCAACUUCCUCUCCCUCGCAACGGCGGCCGCAAUCGCCUCUCUAAAACCAACCCCCGGGCAUUCAUCCACGUCCUCGCGAGAGGGGGGCAAUGACCAUCACCCCGCCGAACCAUGGCUGAUUCGGCCAGGUCCUCGGACAAGAUCCCCCGGCCCCCCCUCAAGUCCAAGGCCGUCCGCUCUAACAAGAUAUCCGGUCCCUUGCCCGGCGAUCCGCCGCGCCCCUCACCACCUCCGCCUGUCGCCGGCCUGCCCGACGAUCUCGAAGACUUCAGCGACCGUGACAUCGACCACCGUCGUGUCCCCUCCGCCCCCGGCGGCACCCUCCCCCGUUCUCACACAUCCGGCCAUCUCCCAUCCAAGAGUCAGGACCGUUGCCGCAAACCCUCCGAGCUGUCCAUUCGCCAACGCUCCCAAUCGGCCUCGCAAACACAAGCAGCACAGGUACACCCACCUUCCCGUACUGCUCUCACGACUUCCAGCACUCCCAAGCCACCGCCGCCUUCCUUCCGACCCAACAACACUGCCAGCGAUGCCACAACCCUGAAUAGCAACGAUGGUUCUGAGUCCACCGGCGGCCACGGUUCCGACCGUGAUGGCCGCCUCCCGAUUGCCAUGCGCUCCACGUCCGCAAUAGCCGGCAAGCACUCACUCCCUUUCUCAUCGUCCUCGAUACGACAGCCCUCCGUUACGACCUCUUCAUCCCGACCUGCCCCAAAGGGCCAGUAUACCCCCUUCCCGCCUCUUCAGGACCCCAAGACAGCGCCAGAUGUACCCCCGGCUCCUUCAUCAGGCAUGUACUGGUCCCGCGCGCCCGUCUCGGGUGCUCCUCACACGUCGCUCCGUGCUCAUACGACAACGCUGGUUGGCUCCAAUAUAUUUGUGUUCGGAGGGUGCGACUCGCGUGCUUGUUUCAACGAGCUCUAUGUCUUUGACGCCGAUUCCUUUCACUGGUCUGUACCCCAUGUCACGGGCGAGAUCCCUGUUCCGCUGCGCGCAAUGACAUGCACCGCCGUGGGCAAGAAACUCGUGAUAUUUGGUGGCGGCGAUGGGCCUGCCUACUACAAUGACAUAUACGUUCUCGACACGACCAACUUCCGCUGGCACCGACCCAAGAUCACAGGCGAACGUUCCCCCUCGAAACGCCGGGCCCAUACGGCCUGCCUGUAUAAGAACGGAAUCUACAUCUUUGGAGGUGGCGAUGGUGUGCGUGCUCUGAAUGAUGUCUGGAGGCUUGACGUCAGCGACAUGAACAAGAUGUCGUGGAAGCUCGUCUCCGGACCAGAGCGGAUCCCGCCUCCCGGGGUCCGGGAAACCCGCCCGAAACCCCGCGGAUAUCACACCGCCAAUAUGGUAGGCAGCAAGCUCAUUAUCUUUGGCGGCUCCGAUGGCGGCGAGUGCUUCAACGACGUGUGGGUCUACGACGUCGACGCCCACAUCUGGAAGGCAGUCUCCAUCCCGCAAACCUUCCGCCGCCUGUCCCACACAGCCACCCUCGUGGGCUCUUAUCUAUUCGUCAUUGGCGGCCACGAUGGCAAUGAAUACUCUAAUGAUGUGCUUCUGCUGAACCUCGUCACCAUGACCUGGGAUCGCCGGCGUGUCUACGGCCUGCCGCCUAGUGGCCGGGGUUAUCACGGCACCGUGUUGUAUGACAGCCGUCUAUUUGUCAUCGGUGGCUUCGACGGCAGCGAGGUGUUUAGCGAUGUUUGGAUGUUGGAGUUGGCCGUGCAUGCAUAUUAUUCCCAAAUUAGCCACUUCACCAUCGAGGUUUGAGGCCUGUCACUCCGUUAUUGUUGCGUUUCUUGUUAUCUUGUGUUACCUCUUCCCCCCCUUCUUUUUCCUUUCUUUGUUAUUGUGAAAGUGUUCUCAAAAUUCGCUCAACUUGUAUCGUUAGACCUCAACAAACCCCUCACCAUCUUCUCAGCUACAGUACUUAUGCUUGAUGACGGAACGGCUUCAUAAAACCCCGGUGGGCGACAGGCAGGCGGGCAGGCAGGCAUGUAUUUUCCCUGUUAAAUAAAGUCACAAUUUGAAACCGCCAGCUGUCACUGUUGAUCAUGUGUGACGUGACGGACUCGUAACCUCCCAAGAUCUCGCGGAGCC
Messenger RNA from Colletotrichum navitas, 2166 nucleotides. RefSeq names its product kelch domain-containing protein. The transcript has a single exon. Gene Ontology annotation, molecular function: protein binding. The record is from RefSeq and is a predicted model, not a curated record. Lineage: Eukaryota; Fungi; Ascomycota; Sordariomycetes; Glomerellales; Glomerellaceae. The coding region runs from base 178 to 1836 and encodes 552 amino acids.